CGUUUCUACUUGUUGCUGUUGACGCUAUAACGUGUUUCGUAUUUUCACGUAAUAUGCAAUAUUUUUAAGCUUUGAGAAACCAUUAAACUAAUAAUUAUAGUGUAAACCAAUAGCUUUGACAUAAUGCUAUCCAUACAACAUUACGGUAGCAGCUCAGAAGACGACGACGACCAUGAGACCGAAGGCACCAAAGUGGAGACCAAUGAAAAGCUAUUAACGCAUUUGAAACCAAUAGAUCCUAGUUUAUCAGUUGCUAAGAGUAUGCAAAUAGUUGCUGCACCUGUUGUAAUGCCUACCAAUAAUGACGAUACUCGUGUGUUGAUACCUACUGGCGGCGAGUUGAUGCACAAUCCAAAAUAUGAAGAAUUAUUUGCCCCCACAUAUGGUCCCGAGAACCCAUUCCAGACGCAGCAAAUGAAAGCACACAAGAAUACUCUUGCAGGCUAUGUAGAAAAGGCUCACAUAAGCGAGUUCCAGUUUGAGAACCAGCGGAGGACCUUUGCCAGUUACGGCUACGCCAUGGACCCCUCAACUGAUGGUGACGCAGAGGCUGCUAACGCUGUUGUUGUGUCUGCAAUGGUGGCGCCCCCUGUGGAGGCGGAAGGCAAAACGGUGUUUGAGACGAUAAAGAAGAGACCUCUAGAUAAAAAGAAAAGAACCAAAAAUGACAAUCCUGAGGACAUUACUGGCUUUUUGGGGCCUUGGGGAGGCUAUGUAGGAGAGCAAAGAGUUAUGAAACCAGAAGGCGAUGAAGCAAAGGAGCUGGAGGAAAUAUUAGCAAAGAGGCAGAAGAGAGGCAAAGUGGAAGACGACAAGCCUCUCGAGGAGAAGAGUGUGUUCCACAUCGACAAGGCGACGGAUUACCAGGGCCGCUCGUGGUUGGUGGCUCCACGCUCUGAGACACAACUUAGAAGCGACGCGCCUCCUGAUAAGUGCUUCUUGCCAAAGGCGCACAUCCACACGUGGAAGGGGCACACUAAGGGCGUGGCGGCGGCGCGCUGGCUCCCCGGCACGGCGCACCUCAUGCUGUCCGCCGGGAUGGACUGCCGGGUCAAGAUCUGGGAAGUAUACGGCGAGCGGCGCUGCAUAAGGACGUACUUCGGGCACCGGCAGGCCGUUCGUGAUAUCAACUUCAACAACUCCGGCGAUCAAUUCAUUUCUGCUGCCUACGAUCGCUAUAUAAAGCUAUGGGACACGGAGACCGGCGCGUGCACGGGCCGCUUCACGUCCCGCAAAGUGCCGUACUGCGCCAAGUUCCACCCCGACGAAGACAAACAGCACUUAUUCGUGGCCGGCACUUCGGACAAGAAGAUCAUAUGCUGGGACACUCGAACGGGUGAAAUAGCCCAAGAAUACGACCGGCACCUCGGCGCCGUGAACACCAUCACGUUCGUGGACGACAACCGCCGCUUCGUCACCACCUCCGACGACAAGAGCCUGAGGGUGUGGGAGUGGGACAUCCCUGUGGACAUGAAGUACAUCGCGGACCCGGCCAUGCACUCGCUGCCCGCCGUGGCGCGCGCGCCCAACGGCAAGUGGCUCGCGUGCCAGUCCAUGGACAACAAGGUGGUCGUGUUCAGCGCGCUCAACAGGUUCAAGAUGAACCGGAAGAAAACCUUCACGGGACAUAUGGUGGCUGGAUACGCUUGCUCGGUGGAUUUCUCGCCGGAUAUGAGUUACCUAGUGUCCGGUGACGCGGACGGCAAGUGCUACAUCUGGGACUGGAAGAGCACGAAACUCUACAAGAAGUGGAAGGCUCACGAUGGCGUCUGCAUAACUGCGCUAUGGCACCCGCAUGAACCAAGUCGGCUGCUCACAGCGGGCUGGGAUGGUGUCAUCAAGUACUGGGACUAAGAACUUUAAAGUUGCAGUGUUGAAAUAAAUCGUUUUUGAGAGAUUCUUGAG
Cydia amplana is the source of this 1905-nucleotide messenger RNA. Its product is annotated as pre-mRNA-processing factor 17. The transcript is spliced from 12 exons. Lineage: Eukaryota; Metazoa; Arthropoda; Insecta; Lepidoptera; Tortricidae. Gene Ontology annotation, biological process: mRNA splicing, via spliceosome. Gene Ontology annotation, molecular function: protein binding; mRNA binding. Bases 124 to 1854 code for a protein of 576 amino acids. Gene Ontology annotation, cellular component: catalytic step 2 spliceosome. The record is from RefSeq and is a predicted model, not a curated record.